CAAUUGAGGGGUGACUCAUGCCCUUCGACGGAACUGAACUCACCUACGUAUGGUCACGUGGUAGUCUACAGCGCCGUGCGUGACUCACCUGCAGUUUCAACAACACGCCCAUACCUGCAAAAACCAGGAAACGCAAAGCAUUGCCGCAAAACGAACUGCUUUUUUGUUACGUCAAAACUCACCUUCUGCUGGUGUACUAUCAUAUUCGGUUUUUAAUCGUGGUUUUCCAGCAAACGACCAAAUAUCUAGAAUUUCCAUUAGGGACCCAUCCAGUACUGACCAGUCCAACACUGACCUGUACCGAUCUAGCUGCUCCUGGGAUAGGUUCUACUGGACCAAAGAAGCCCAGUACCUGUGUCUCCGUCGACUCUCUUCACCCAGCUACUCUGCUAUUCUGACGAGCCCAGUCAUGGAGGAAACCGUGUGGGAGCAGUACACAGUAACGCUGCAGAGGGACCCCAAGAUGGGUUUUGGUAUUGCAGUGUCUGGGGGGCGGGACAACCCCAACGAGGAAAGCGGGGAGAUGUCCAUAGUGGUAUCUGACGUACUUCAGGGAGGGCCCGCCGAUGGCCUGCUAUUUGAGAAUGACCGGGUGGUGCAGGUGAACGCCAUUCCCAUGGACAACGUGCCACACUCCUUCGCUGUACAGACCCUCAGAAAGUGUGGAAAAGUAGCCAAAGUUACGGUCAAGAGGCCCAGGAAGGUUCCGGUGAACCUGCUGAAACGCGCCCCUUCCCCUGAUGACCGCGUCUUCAGUAACGACUACAACGAUGACUAUGACUACGAGCAGGACCGCCGCAGUGUGUACAGCGGACGCAGCAGUCAUCAAGACCGCGACCACAGCCAGGAGAGGGGUGGUUACACAGACGCUGGCUAUCAGGGACGGGGCUUUGACCGUGAUUACGGUCGAGAUGACCGGGGCAGAAGUAUGGAGAGGGACCUCCAUCCAGACAGGCAGUACAGACGAGACGGGAGCAUGGGUCGCACUCUGGACCGUGAACGUAGCCCUGACCGCCGUUACAAAAGCGACCUCACUCUUGACCGCGACCACAGCCCCGAUCGGCGUUACCGCAGCGAACGGGCCCUUGACCGCGACCCCAGCCCCGACAGGCGUUUCCGUAGUGAACGCACUCUGGACCGCACUAACAGCCCCGACCGACGGUACAGAGCCGGUCACAGUCCCGCCCGCAGCCAUGGUCGCGACCACAGCUUUGAACGUAACCGUGAACGUGUUCCCAGUGACCACGACCACAGGAAAGAGCAGAUGAAGAGGAGCGGGAGCAGGGAGCGUCUGGACCGCUCACCCUCGCCCACCGCCAUGCCAGUCCCCAAAGCCCGCCCCCCUCGGGAGCAGGAGCCCCUGGAGGAACCCCUCAACGUGCUGCUGCUGAAGAACAGGCCCAAUGAAGAGUAUGGUCUGCGUCUGGGCAGUCAGCUGUUCAUUAAGGAGAUGACCAGUACAGGUCUGGCCUGCAGGGAUGGCAACCUCCAGGAGGGAGACAUCAUACUGAAGAUCAAUGGUACGGUGACCGAGAACCUGUCUCUGAGCGAUGCGGGGAAGCUGAUCGAGAAGUCUCGAGGAAAGCUGCAGCUGGUGGUGCAGAGAGACAGGAGACAGGUCCUCGUCAGGAUUCCUCCCCUGGCAGACAGCGACUCUGAGCUCGAUGAUAUCUCCGAGAUCGAGUCUUAUCGCUCCUACUCGCCACAGGAUGACCGACGGGCCCCCCACUCAGACCUGUCCUCCCACUCCUCCAAUGAGAGGCUCAGAGACAAACCCAGGGAGGAACCUCCCAGCAGGCUGGCUAAAAUGGGCGCUAUGCCGACACCGUUCGCCAUGCCGGCGCGAAAACCGGCUAGAGUUGUGGAGGACACGCCCCUUCUGCCAGCAGAGAGGGUGGAGCCCCGCCCAGAAACACCCCCAGCACCGGCAGUAACUGUUGCCCCAAAAGUCCACGCUGCCCCAAAGGUGCCACUGACGCCAAGCAUAGAGGAUCAGGAGAUAUACGGACCCAACACGGUGAUGGUGCGUUUCCAGAAGGGGGAGAGCGUGGGGCUGAGGCUGGCGGGAGGAAAUGAUGUGGGAAUCUUCAUCGCAGGCAUUCAGGAGGACAGUCCUGCAGAACAGGAGGGUCUUCACACAGGGGACCAGAUCAUGAAGGUGAAUAACAUGGACUUCAGGGGCAUGGUGCGUGAGGAUGCUGUCCUGUACCUGCUGGAGAUUCCAAAGGGAGAUGAUGUCACCAUCCUGGCUCAGAGCAAACCUGAUGUCUAUAAGGACAUCCUGGCAUCGGGCAGGGGGGACUCGUUCUUCAUCAGGACCCACUUUGAGUAUGAGAAAGAGGUUCCCCAGAGCCUGCCCUUCUCCCGAGGAGAGAUCUUCAAUGUGACUGACACACUCUAUGAUGGCAAGCUGGGCAACUGGCUGGCCAUCCGCACUGACAAAGACAACCAGCUGCUGGAGAAGGGCAUCAUCCCCAACAAGAGCAGGGCGGAACAAAUGUCAAAUGUGCAGAAUGCCCAGAGAGGAACAGCCAAUGACAGAGGAGACUUCUGGAGGUUGAGGGGUCAAAGGGCGGCGAAGAAGAAGGACCUCCGUAAGAGCAGAGAGGAUCUGACUGCCACCCCUGUCACCACUCGCUUCUCUGCCUACGAGAGGGUGGUCUUACGAGAAGCUGGCUUCAGGAGACCUGUGGUUGUGUUCGGUCCCAUUGCAGACGCAGUCAAUGAGAAACUGGCCAACGACCUGCCUGAGGAGUUUGUCAUAGCUAAGACCGAGCCCAAGGAUGCAGGCGCUGACAAGUCCUCCGGUGUGGUGAGACUCAAUACCAUUCGUCAGAUCAUCGAACAGGACCGCCAUGCCCUGCUGGACGUGACUCCCAAGGCAGUGGACACCCUGAACUACACCCAGUGGUACCCCAUUGUGGUGUUCCUCAACCCGGACAGCAAGGGGGGCAUCAAGACCAUGAGGAACCGCCUUGUGCCCGGCUCCAGUCGCAGCGCCCGCAAACUCUACGAGCAGGCGGUCAAAAUGAGGAAGACCUGUUCCCACCUCUUCACUGCGACUGUUGACCUGAACUCGGCCAAUGACGGGUGGUAUGGGAGUGUGAAAGACUCUAUCCGGGCACAGCAGGAGCGGGCUGUGUGGAUCUGUGAGGGCAAGUUGGACGGCUCGGAAGAGGAACUGGAUAUCCAUGAUGACCACAUGUCGUACCUGUCAGCGAUGAGCGCCGAUUACCUGAGCAUGGACAGCCGACUGACCAGCGACUUCGACGACACGGCCGACGAGGGUGGGGCUUACACCGACAACGAGCUGGAUGAGCCAAUGGACGAGCCCCAUCAGCCGGUGUCGGCCAUCAGCCGCUCCUCAGAGCCCGUACUGCCAGAGGAGAGACCGCAUCCUGCCCCCAUACCUCGUAUGAGGAGAUCAGGGAGCAGAGAGGUGCUGAGAGACCCCAGCCCGCCCCCCACCUUCGUCCCUGAGCCCCCCAAGCAGGUGAGGGUGCAGUCUCGAGGGGGUUAUGACUCCCACUCCAGCAGCACCAUUAGCAGUGAUGCGGCCGGGGGGUCCAAGCCCGCCCCGCCCCCUGUGGCCCUCAAACCCACCCUAAGGGCCCUCGGCCAGUCAUCUGAGGACUACAGUGUCCAGGGGGGAGAGGACCCGGCUAACCGCUCAUUCAUUGGCAAGGUGAAGGCCUUCGAAAAGAUGGACCACCUGGCCAGAGCCCAGAGGAUGCUGGAGCUCCAGGAGGCCGAGCAAGCACGGCUGGAAAUAGCCCAGAAGCACCCAGACAUCUAUGCAGUCCCAGUGAAACUACCAAAGCCCAACCGCCCACAGCCAAUAGGACUCAAUGCCCAACAAUCUGAAUGAACGAAAAUGUCUCUCUCCUGUGUGUCCAGCUCCAGCUCCAACCCAGAGCCCCAGACCCAGUCCUCCAGGCCACCGUACUCUGACAGCAGGGGUCACUACGACGACGAUGAGGAAGAGUACCGCAGACAGCUGGCCAACCAGACCAGACGAGGCUACUACAGCAACCCCCAGAAAUACAAAGACACUGAGAUGUAGGACAGACAGAUCCACCUGUUACACCUUACUGUUCUCACUGUGGUUACUCAAACACCCUAUCCCUGUGCCUGUCCUGUGGCCCCACCUAGUGGCAGGACCAUAUAUCCCAUUCAGGUGUCCUUACAUUGACCGUUUGCCUCACUGUGUGGAUGGCGUUUUUGCCUUUUAACCUCCCAACCCCGCGAUGUUCACCCCCUCAGUCAUAUUUAUCCAAACCAAUAGGGUUCGAGUACACUUUAUAACCGUGUGUGUAUAUAUGAUCUUUUUACAUGUUAUGUUUAUUUCAAUGUAACAAAUAAUGCUUAUCUGGACAGACAAUGGGUCAUUCUGUCUCCAGCUGGCCUGUUAGUGAGUGGUGGGUAAUCUCUCCUUUAAAUCAUGCAUUGCAUACCCUUUGAUUUACUUGUACUCUGUCCUUUUGUGUAUUUUAAUACUAGAGAUCAGUGCAUACCAAGUGCCUUAUAUAGUGUAGCAGUGUCAGAUCACUGAAAGAAGCAGUCUGCACUAGGCUCUGAGGUGAUGGAAAAAACACAUUUAUAUGGCAUAUACAGUAUAGAUGCGCUGAAGAGGGGACAUUCUUGUUUUACCAGGGUGUCACCCGUCUAUGCAUUUACUAUUUGAUUCAUGGUCCUCAUGCGGCUGAUAUCGUCUAGUUAACUUUCUCAAAUAAAUCUAUUUUAAACUUUCA
Molecule: messenger RNA, 4751 nt
Organism: Salmo salar (Atlantic salmon)
Lineage: Eukaryota; Metazoa; Chordata; Actinopteri; Salmoniformes; Salmonidae
Product: tight junction protein 2
Biological process (GO): protein localization to cell-cell junction; cell-cell adhesion; positive regulation of blood-brain barrier permeability
Cellular component (GO): plasma membrane; bicellular tight junction
Molecular function (GO): cell adhesion molecule binding
Source: RefSeq, a predicted model, not a curated record